GGCGUGGCCUGCGGCAGGAGGGGCGUGGUUUGUGUGCUGAAGGGGCGUGGUCUCGGCUCGGGGCGUGGCCUGCGGCGGGAGGUGCGAAGCCGCCACGUGUCCGCUGGGUCCCGGUGCCCGACCCUGCACCAUGAAGUGCAUCAUCAUCGGUGGCAACAUUAAAGUCCUCGGCCGAGCUGUGCACUCCCUGUCCCGCAUUGGCGAUGAGCUCUACCUGGAGCCCACCGAGAACGGGGUAUGGGGGAACCGAAGGGGCUGGGAGCUGUGGGGCCCGCAGUGCCCCCCACUGAGCGAUACCCACCCUGUGUGUCCCCAGCUGUCCCUGCGCUCCAUCAACUCCUCCCGCUCUGCCUUCGCCUCCUUCCUCUUCGCACCCCUCUUCUUCCAGCGGUACGAGGCAGGAGGCCCCGAGCUCUUCCGCUGCAAAGUGCUCAUGAAGUCCUUCCUGGGGGUCUUCCGCUCGCUGCCCUCGCUGGAGAAGACGGUGGAGAAAUGCCUCAUCCUGCUCAAAGCCCAGCUCAGCCGCUUGGUUGUGCAGCUGCACUGCAAGUACGGCGUCACCAAGACCCACAACCUGACCUUCCAGGAGUGCGAGCGGCUGCAGGCUGUCUUUGACACCCAGCAAUGCGCCAGCAGGCUCCAGGCCCCGGCACAGCUGCUGGCAGAGGCUGUGGUCCACUUCCCCCCAGCGCUGGCUGAGGUGACGCUGAGGGUUGAUGCCGGGGGCAAGAUCAGCCUCCGGAACUACGUGGAUGAGGGGGAGCCCACCAAGAUGAUGGUGACAGAGCUGUGCUUGGCCAAGGAGGAGUUUGAGGCAGUGGCUGCAGUCCCAGAUUCCCACAUCACCUUCUGCCUCCGGGAAUUCCGGGGGCUGCUGAGCUUUGCAGAGGCCUCCCACCUGCCCCUCAGCAUCUACUAUGAUGCACCCGGCAGGCCGGUGAUCUUCACGCUGGAUGAUGCUGUGCUGGAGGUCAACCUGGUGCUGGCCACCCUGUCGGACCCAGAGAGCAGCUCACAGCACCCCACAUCCAAUGGCGUGUCCCACAUCCCUGCCCCACCGGAUGACUUCGCUGACGACCUGGAGGCCUACAUGAUAGCAAUGGAAACCAGUGCCUAUGAGGAGAGCUCGAGGGACCCCCCCACGCCCUCCUUCCCCCUGCGCACCCCACAGCCCCCCCCCAGCGACCCCAAUGAGGAGGAUGAGGAGGAGGAAGGCGGCGCUGUACCAGGGACCCCCCCCCACAAGAAGUUUCGCUCACUGUUUUUUGGCUCUGUGCUGACACCGGGGGGGCCCAAUCCAGCCCCAGUACAGGAGGUGCUGGCAGAGGACAGCGAUGGCGAGUACUGAGCACCCCACGGCGCUCACACACACAAACACCAAACCCCAUAACCCCCAAAUUACAAGUUUAUUCCCCCAAAAAAACCCCUCCUGCUCACCCCCCCCCUUUGCCCCUCCACCUCCACAGGGUUGGGGGCUUUGAGCCCCCCCCUUAGGGCUUGCAUUGGGGUGGUGGUGGCUGGGGAAGGGAGAAAGGGGAGGGGAGGGGGGGUCUG
Molecule: messenger RNA, 1554 nt
Organism: Melopsittacus undulatus (budgerigar)
Lineage: Eukaryota; Metazoa; Chordata; Aves; Psittaciformes; Psittaculidae
Gene: RAD9A
Product: RAD9 checkpoint clamp component A
Exons: 10
Coding region: 131-1348 (405 amino acids)
Biological process (GO): DNA repair; DNA replication checkpoint signaling; cellular response to ionizing radiation
Cellular component (GO): checkpoint clamp complex
Source: RefSeq, a predicted model, not a curated record